CAAGUAACCUGGAGAUUUAAAAGCCGCUGGCUGGCGCGCGUGGGGUGGGGGUAUUAGGAAGGAGCAGCUUGCACGCUGCAGCCCCGGGUGACAGCCGCGCGCCCCGGCCAGGGGCAGAUGAGUCACCGCGGCAGGCGCGCACAGUCCGGGACUUAAGGGGAACCGCGCAAAGGGGCCUACGGCCGGGACGCCGCGGGGUGCUCGGGCUCGGCCCAUCUUUCUCGGCUCAGCCUGUGACUGGCUCUUUCCCUUGACCUCCGACUCCGACUCAGCCUCCUUCCCGACCCGCACUUGACCUGUUCAAGGCCAGGGGCACCCUGGUGCUUCCUCUUUCCCCAAGGAGCCAGAGUUGGGGGUUGGAAGGGUUUGGCCCGGGUAGGAUCGAGCGGAGCAGAGAUCCUCAGUGGAAACAUUUGGGUCCAGAGAAUUAGAGACCAGUGGUUUGGAAGGCACCACAAAGCCCAAUGGUCUCAAGCCGCAUUCCCUCCCCAGCAGCCCAGGAUCUGAGUGAUGAGCGCGUUCCCAUCAAGGCUCCAUGUGGUGACAUGUGUUUAGCAUGGGCUGAGGAGCGGCACCUGUACCACAGCGCAGGCGGAAAUGGGUGUCUGGCUGAAUCCUAGGCAGUCGGUGGUGGCGAGAAGGAGAGGCCUUGGCCUCUGGCGCAAGGCUGAGCCAAAGCGGCUGUGGAGUGUGUGAACAGCCCCUGGAGCGCUACCUGCCCUGCCCACCAUGCUCCAGAGGCUGUGUGCCAGCCGCCUGCUGCGGCACCGGAAAGCCCAGCUCCUGCUGGUCAACCUGCUCACCUUUGGCCUGGAAGUGUGCUUGGCUGCUGGCAUUACCUAUGUGCCACCCCUUUUGCUGGAAGUGGGGGUAGAGGAGAAAUUCAUGACCAUGGUGCUGGGCAUUGGUCCUGUGCUGGGCUUGCUGUCGGUCCCGCUCCUAGGCUCUGCCAGUGACCAGUGGCGUGGGCGUUACGGCCGCCGGAGGCCCUUCAUCUGGGCCCUGUCCAUGGGCGUCCUGUUGAGCCUCUUUCUCAUCCCGAGGGCCGGCUGGCUCGCAGGGCUGUUGUGUCCGGAUGCCAGGCCCUUGGAGUUGGCCCUGCUCAUCGUGGGUGUGGGGCUGCUGGACUUCUGCGGCCAGGUGUGCUUCACGCCGCUGGAGGCCCUGCUCUCUGACCUCUUCCGGGACCCAGACCACUGCCGCCAGGCCUUCUCUGUCUACGCCUUCAUGAUCAGUCUUGGGGGCUGCCUGGGCUACCUCUUACCUGCCAUUGACUGGGAUGCCAGUGCCCUGGCCCCCUACCUGGGCACCCAGGAGGAAUGUCUCUUUGGCCUGCUCACACUCAUCUUUCUCGCCUGUGUGGCAGCCACUCUGUUUGUGGCCGAGGAGGCGGUGCUGGGUCCACCUGAGCCAGCAGAAGGGCUGUCUGUCCCCUCCGUGUCACCCCACUGCUGCCCGUGUCGUGCCCGCCUGGCUUUCCGGAACCCGGGUGCCCUGUUUCCCCGGCUGCACCAGCUGUGCUGCCGCAUGCCUCGCACCCUGCGCCGGCUCUUCGUGGCCGAGCUGUGCAGCUGGAUGGCACUGAUGACCUUCACACUGUUUUACACGGACUUCGUGGGCGAGGGGCUGUACCGGGGUGUGCCCAGAGCUGAGCCAGGCACCGAGGCCCGGAGACACUAUGAUGAAGGCAUUCGCAUGGGUAGCCUGGGGCUCUUCCUGCAGUGUGCCAUCUCCUUGCUCUUCUCCCUGGUCAUGGACCGGCUGGUGCAACGAUUUGGUACCCGGGCAGUCUAUCUGGCCAGCAUAGUGACCUUCCCCAUGGCUGCUGGUGCUACGUGUCUGUCCCAUAGCGUGGCCGUGGUGACAGCUGCGGCUGCUCUCACUGGAUUCACCUUCUCAGCUCUGCAGAUCCUGCCGUACACACUGGCCUCCCUCUACCACCGAGAGAAGCAGGUGUUCCUGCCCAAAUACCGAGGGGAUGCUGGAGGUGGCGGCAGUGAGGACGGCCAGACGACCAGCUUUCUGCCAGUCACUAAGUCAGGAGCUUUCUUCCCCAAUGGACAAGUGGGCCCCGGUGGCAACAGCCUGCUCCAGCCUCCACCUGCACUCUGUGGGGCGUCUGCCUGUGACGUCUCCAUGAGAGUGAUGGUAGGCGAGUCACCCGAGGCCAGGGUCGUUACUGGCCGGGGCAUCUGCCUGGACCUCGCCAUCCUGGACAGUGCUUUCCUACUGUCCCAGGUGGCCCCAUCUCUAUUUAUGGGCUCCAUUGUCCAGCUGAGCCAGUCUGUCACUGCCUAUAUGGUAUCAGCUGCAGGUUUGGGUCUGGUUGCCAUUUACUUUGCGACACAGGUGGUAUUUGACAAGAGUGACUUGGCCAGAUACUCAGUGUAGAACGCUUAUAACUCAUUGAGGGGGAGGGUCUGCCUCCCUGGGAUGCACAUCCCAUAGGGCCGUCCAUCUGGCCUUCCCAGUUCUCCUGCUGCCAAAGCGGUACGGCUCUCUGCUGCCGCACUGUGGUGUUGAGUUGCAUAACUGCACGGAUGUCGGCAGGGUUUCCUCUCUCUGGGUUCCCAGUCUCUGGUGGUGGCCUACUGGCAGCUUCCCAAGUGGCGUUAGUCUGGAGUUUUGCAGGGAGGCGAAGGGCGGGCAUUUGAUUAGCUCUUAGCUCGACACACUGGAAUGAGGGGCUGUACAGGUGCAUUAUCCAGGCUCAGGGUUAACCAUACUGGUUGAGAUACCCAGAGAAGGGAUUUGGAGACCUGAAUAAAAACACCCCUCCAAGCCCUUUGUCUUACAGGUGCCCCCACUGUUGCUCUUGAAUGGGAGUUUCUGGAGUGAAAUUUCCCUCUACAGGAUCGGAUAGAUGGAAAGUCAUUUGGGAGAAAGCUCCCUAUGGGGUGAAGUGAGCCCCCCCCCCCAUGGUUCACAGCACUACCUUUCUGCUGAGAUCCCUACCCCCUGUCUUUUUUAGACUGGUUGGUUCUUGGGUUGUCAUCAUAGAGACAUGGGCCUUUAAAUAUUUAACUUAAUUUAUUUAAAAAAAAAAAAGAAACGAUGGCCGGGUGUGGAGGCGCACGCCUUUAAUCCCAGCACUCGGGAGGCAGAGGUAGGAGGACUGCCUUGAGUUCGAGGCCACCCUGAGACUACAUAGUGAAUUCCAGGUCAGCCUGGCCCAGAGUAAGACCCUACCUCAAAAGAAACAAAAACAAACAAACAAAGAAAAAAAAGAAAGGAACUUUAUUUCCAGCUUUUUUGUGUGUUGUGCCUGGGAGUUGGAUAGGAUAGAAUCCCCAAUAACUGGCUUCUCUGAAAAAGCUGAACUCUGUGGGACAAAUGUUGCCAGAAUCUCCUCCUGGGGGGGGUGGAUCUGCCCCCCUAAAACUGCCUAGCCCAGGAUCUUGGGCACUCCACUUACCCCAGAUGAUAUCCUUACAGUCUUUUUAUCCAAAGCUGGGCCCUAAACUCCCUCUUUUCUCAUGACCCAGCCUGGCUCCUUGGAAAGGAAUGGGCCCAUGAAGACAUUGCCCUUCCUCUUCCUCUACCCCAACUCUCUCCACUGGCUCUGUGACCUUCGGGGCUAUUGCAGGACCAGAAGCACAAGUGUGGUUCCUUGGGCUCUGUCCAUCUGUGCGUAUCUGUGCUCGAGGAAUCUCACACAAACUCAGGAGAACCCCUUCCAGAGCCAAGAAGCUCUUACCCCUUGGGGGUUUAAGUGCCGAUUGCAAUAAUGUUAUGUCUUAUUUAUUUAGCAGAGUAAAUAUUUUAUACUGUAUGUGAGCAAUCAGAGUAUCACGUUUAUGGUGAUGAAAUUAAAUGCUUCUUAUAUGUUUAACUGA
Jaculus jaculus (lesser Egyptian jerboa) is the source of this 3836-nucleotide messenger RNA. It is a transcript of the gene Slc45a3, whose product is annotated as solute carrier family 45 member 3. The record is from RefSeq and is a predicted model, not a curated record. The transcript is spliced from 8 exons. NCBI's taxonomy places the organism in Eukaryota, Metazoa, Chordata, Mammalia, Rodentia, Dipodidae. Gene Ontology annotation, molecular function: sucrose:proton symporter activity. Gene Ontology annotation, biological process: transmembrane transport. Gene Ontology annotation, cellular component: membrane. Bases 730 to 2391 code for a protein of 553 amino acids.